Messenger RNA from Nomia melanderi (Alkali bee), 667 nucleotides. Its product is annotated as zinc finger HIT domain-containing protein 1. The record is from RefSeq and is a predicted model, not a curated record. NCBI's taxonomy places the organism in Eukaryota, Metazoa, Arthropoda, Insecta, Hymenoptera, Halictidae. Gene Ontology annotation, biological process: chromatin remodeling.
CUAAAGAUAUAUAUGAAAUAACUAAUUAUGGCUGCACGAGAAUCUGGUAGAAUAAAAGAUGCAUAUCAGAAAAGAGUGCUUGAUGAAGCUGCUCGUAAACGUAGGCAAAAGAAAGCACUGGAAGCUUUGGAACAAGACAAUUUUCAUGAUGAUCCUCAUGCUGACUUAGUAAUGAGUAAGAAAGUUCCAAAAUUUCAAGAAACAUUAGAUAAUAGAGGUGGCAGAAAGAAGAAAACUAGAUCAGCAGAAUAUUAUAAGCAACGUUUUCGAAAAACUUUUGCUCAAUUAGUAGAAGAAGAUCUUAAUGUUAAUCCCAAUCCUCCUAACUAUGCCUCUGCUCAAGCACCGCCAUCUCGUUUUCCUGAACGUCAAUUUUGUGCAGUUUGUGGAUUUCCUAGUAACUAUACAUGUAUUCCUUGCGGUGCUAGAUAUUGCAGUAUGAAAUGCUUAGGCACUCAUCUUGAUACAAGGUGUUUAAAAUGGACAGCUUAAUAAGGCACUUUUAUGCAAAUUGAACAGCAGAAAAAACUUACAUAUAACUUAUCUAUAAGUGUAAUGUUAAAAUAUGGUUGAUAAGAUGAUAAGUAUUAAUUAUACACAUAUUAUAUGACCUUAUCCUAGAUAAGAUAUAUAUGGAAAAUAAAAUAAAUUAUUUUUUUAAUAAUAA